ACGUGAUUACAGGAAGUGUUUUUUUUCUGUAGGCGUUGGUGUAGCGAUCAAAGCUAGCAACCUUAGCUGCUAACGAGAAGCUAGACUCUAGCCAGUCUGCCGACAUGGUUUCUUUAGCAAAGGUGUUUGCUAGGUAUGUUACCUGACAGAUUUUCGGUGUCGCAUUUGACAAGAAAGCGUCAACCCCGGAAGAAACACUAGCAAGAAUAACAACAAGCUGAAGUAGUAUGCUGGACGUGGGGAAGUGGCCAGUGUUUGCGCUCCUUCCUCCUGAGGAACUACGGCUUAUCCGGCAGGCUUGUGUCUUUGGCAGCGCUGCGAACGAAGCCCUCUAUGUCACAGUUAAUGACGAGGUCUUUGCUCUAGGCACCAACUGCAGUGGCUGUUUGGGGCUCGGAGAUCUUCAAAGCACUAUUGAGCCGCGCCGGAUCGAUGUCUUGUGCGGGAAGAAGAUUGUGUCCCUAAGCUAUGGAACAGGGCCCCAUGUGGUUAUCGCAACUGCAGAUGGAGAGGUGUUUGCCUGGGGCCACAACGGCUACAGCCAGCUGGGGAAUGGAACCACCAACCACGGACUUACCCCCGCUCUGGUGUCGACCAACCUCCUCAGCAAGAGGGUGACAGAAGUGGCCUGCGGCUCCCAUCACACUAUCGCCCUCACAACUGAUGGAGAGGUGUUCGCGUGGGGUUACAACAACUCAGGCCAAGUGGGUUCAGGGUCUACAGCCAACCAGCCGACACCCCGUCGCGUCAGCAGCUGCCUGCAAAGCAAAGUGGUGGUUAACAUAGCCUGUGGUCAGCUCUGCUCUAUGGCUGUACUUGACAAUGGAGAGAUCUAUGGUUGGGGCUACAAUUGCAAUGGACAGCUGGGUUUGGGCAACAAUGGAAAUCAGCAGACCCCAUGCAGGAUCGCUGCCCUCCAAGGUAUCAACAUCGUCCAGGUGGCGUGUGGAUACGCACAUACGUUGGCACUUACAGAUGAGGGGCUUGUUUACGCUUGGGGAGCCAACUCAUAUGGCCAGUUGGGAACAGGCAAUAAGAGUAACCAAGCCCUCCCAACACUAAUAAACACAGAUAAGGAGAGGAUGGUGGAGGUGGCUGCGUGCCACACCAGCCAUACGUCAGCUGCAAAGACGCAGAGUGGGCAGGUUCUGAUGUGGGGUCAGUGUCGGGGUCAGGCCGUGGCCAGCCCCCACCUCACCCACUUCAGCUGCACGGACGACGUGUUCGCCUGCUUUGCCACGCCAGCGGCCACGUGGCACCUCCUCUCAGUAGAUGGUGAUGACUACCUGACCGUCGCACAGUCUCUGAAGAAGGAGUUCGACAGUCCAGAGAUUUCAGACCUCAAGUUCUUGGUUGAUGGGAAAUGCAUCCACGUUCACAAAGCCCUGCUGAAAAUCAGGUGUGAACAUUUCCGCGCAUUGCUGAAUGAAACCGACGAGGACGCCAUAGAGAUCCAGCAGUUCUCAUACCUGGUGUACAGAGCCUUCUUGGAGUAUCUCUACACGGACACCAUCAACCUGCCACCAGAGGAUGCUAUUGGGUUGCUAGACUUGGCCACGUUCUACCGAGAAACGAGGCUGAAGAGGCUGUGUCAGGAAACGAUCAAGAGGGGCAUUUCUGAAGAGAACGCCAUCACUCUGCUGUCUGCCGCUGUCAAGUAUGAAGCGCGGGACCUGGAGGAGUUCUGCUUCAAGUUUUGUGUCAACCACCUAACGGCUGUCACGCAGACCCAGGCCUUUGCGGACAUGGAUCACGACCUGCUCAAGAACUUCAUUAACAAAGCCAGCCGCUACGGGGCCUUCAAAAACUGACUAGAGUGCCCCCGUAGAGGCGGAUCCAACCCCACGGGGUUGGAGCUCGCAGAACAGAGUCGACCCUAGACCAAAGUAAACAGCCGGCGGAUGAGCGCUUCAAAGCCUUGUCACCGGGGAUGUAAAUACUGGUAACUGGUUUAUGGUUUCACCCACUAAGUGGAGCUUCUGUGUUACAUCUCAGACGGACACGGUGCUUGCUUGGGGCGCGUGCAUUGGGUUGCGCCAGUCGUCCAGUCACAAGCAGACAGCGCGGAGGCUGAAGAUGUGCCUCGGCGGUCCGUCCGCCACAGACAUUACGCUUCACCCAAUUUGAUCUUUUUUGAUGAAGACGAUCAACGCGGCUGCAGGGAUCUUCAUCGCCCGCACAGGCAGGACGUCUGAAAAAUGCAAAAAUAUAAUGUGGUGCGGUAGAAUGCUGGGUAGUCACGCUGACCUGUAUAGGUUGGUUAAUCAGAUUCUCGGUGCGUAUAUCACUGUGUUGAUCGUUGCGGUGUGAAGAGUUAAAAACAGGAUGUGGUCAAAACUUCGCACUGUGCUGCUUUUAUUUGACGCCUUCACUCCUGGGUUUUCUGCACAGGGAAGUCGUAUUUCAUGUAGAAAAAACAAGCACGCUUCUCCAACUAAGUCAAUGUUUUGCCACUUUGUUUUAUAUUGCAGUUAUUCACCAAUCGUUCACAUGCCAUCCAGACUUAAGGUUAGCGUUUGUAUUGACUAACAUUUGCACCGCUUUUGCUGUCUGCAGCCGGUAGGAGAAGAAGGAGCAGCCAGUUGCGUAAUCGUGAGAGAUGAGAGCGAACCACUGCAUGCGUACUUGUGUCCAGGUUAACCUGCUCUGUGGAGCUGGAAACUCUCUGAAACACGUGUAUCCUGAUGUUACACUGUAGAUGCAGCUUAUUUUCACAGUUGCGUUUCAUUGUAAUUUUGGUAUGUUUACAGUUUUCAUUUUUUAUUUUUUUUAAUUGUUGAAAUGCUCUCGGCAAGCAGUUGGUUCUUUUUACGAGGGUUUCUUUACUUAUACGUCCCCCCUGGUAGCACCUUGUGGUAAUGAAAUUGUGCUGGCUUAGGGUAAUCGCCAAGGUAUUUCCAUCUUGAAUUCUUGAAUCAGAGUGUAAAGUUUUAUUACUUUAACAAGCCAAUUAGUUGUUUUGUUUGUUUUUUUUGUGUGUGUAUGUGUUUUUUCCCCCCUUUUGGAACAUUUUGAUAAUUACUAAAAAUGCCAGUGUGAUCUUGUUUUGUAUGGAAAAUGCUGUAAGCUGCUAACAGUGGCACUGAUGGUAACAUUUAGUAUAUAUAUUAAAAUAUAUAAAUGACUAUUAA
Mugil cephalus (flathead mullet) is the source of this 3131-nucleotide messenger RNA. It is a transcript of the gene rcbtb2, whose product is annotated as regulator of chromosome condensation (RCC1) and BTB (POZ) domain containing protein 2. The record is from RefSeq and is a predicted model, not a curated record. Gene Ontology annotation, molecular function: protein binding. The transcript is spliced from 12 exons. Lineage: Eukaryota; Metazoa; Chordata; Actinopteri; Mugiliformes; Mugilidae. The coding region runs from base 228 to 1811 and encodes 527 amino acids.